Molecule: messenger RNA, 729 nt
Organism: Loa loa (African eye worm)
Lineage: Eukaryota; Metazoa; Nematoda; Chromadorea; Rhabditida; Onchocercidae
Exons: 6
Coding region: 1-729 (242 amino acids)
Biological process (GO): hormone-mediated signaling pathway; tissue development; regulation of transcription by RNA polymerase II
Cellular component (GO): RNA polymerase II transcription regulator complex
Molecular function (GO): zinc ion binding; RNA polymerase II cis-regulatory region sequence-specific DNA binding; nuclear receptor activity
Source: RefSeq, a predicted model, not a curated record
AUGGAUAACAGGAAUUGUGGUAAUAUUUGGCAACAUGGUUUCACUUCAUCUCAUACUGAUGAGUACCAUCAUCAUAUUGAAAAUUCAUCGAUUCCAGUUUUACGUGAUCCAAUGCGUGAUGCUACCACAUCAUCAUUCUUAUUUUGGGAUUAUGAUCCAACAUUUUGCACCAAUAUUGGACAAACUGUUAACAGUAAUUUCACUGGGCCACAUUGCUUUGUACCAUUAUCACAGAUUCCGGAUUCUAGCAGUAGUUUUAGCAGUUUACCAGUUCGACAAAUGAUAAAAACAGCAGCAGCACCAAUUUAUUCAAGCUCGCAUCAUCCUUGUACUGUUAAAGAUUUCACCGUACCAUUAUCAACAAGGUUUUCAUCUGAACAGAGCUAUUCUUUAUUAGCAUUUGAUACAUCUAAUCCAUCCAUAUCACAACAAACUGCACCACGAAUACUACCGCCGGUAGCAACACGGAAAACAUCCGGUGAUGAACUAUGUCAGGUUUGCCUUUCUGCUGCCUCCAAUGGAUUGCAUUUUGGAGCCAAAACAUGCGCUGCUUGUGCUGCAUUUUUUCGACGAACAGUUAGCGAUGAAAAGAGUUACACUUGUAAACGAUCACAACGUUGUGAUAUAAAAUUAAAUUGCGCAACUGGUUACCGGAAAAUAUGUCGUAGUUGUCGCAUGAAACGAUGUCUCCAUAUUGGUAUGCUUCCGGAAACGUUCAUUAAUUAUUAA